AUGCCGUACGGUCCCGGUGAAGUGCUGCUCCUGUCGGCGACGCCAGAACUCGGUUUCGCCGAUAUAAAUCGCUUUUGUGCCGUCGAGGCUGAAUCUAGCAUAGACAAUCGCGCGCGUGUCCUCGGUCUGAACCUCCUCUGCGCUCUGUAUGAAGAGGCCAAGGCGAAGAACAAUAAGGCCAAGAAGGCGCCGUCUGCUUUCGCGCUCGAGGAGGAGCGGAGGGCAAAGGCUGCGGCAGAGGUUCGCGCACAGGAGGAGAGGGCGGCGCAGCUGGCUGCUGAGCAGGAGUCGGCGAAGCGGGCGGAGCGCGAGGCGGCAGAGCUAGCGGGUGCGGCAGAGCGGGCGGCGCUGCGCGAGGAUGCGGAGCUGGCAGAGGCGCUGCUCCGGUCAGAGGUGGAUGCGGAGGAGGCGCUGGCGCGUCGGGUGUCGCGGUGCGAGGAGGCGGUGAGCAGUGAGUCGACCGGCGGCGGCGGGGACUUGCCGCGGCGUGUCGAUCGGCUGGAGGCGAGCCUCGGCGCGGCGACCGAGGGUAGCCUCGAGGAGCGGGUCGGCGCAAUCGAGCGCUUGAUCGAGCCGGAGGCGGGAGAGGCGGCGGAGCAGCAUCUGCCAGUCACCGAGCCGCUUGCUGCCGUCUCACUAGCCGACGCCGGCCUCGACACGGGGCGGCCGGCUGCCCCCGAGUCCACGAUGGGGGGCGAGACCACGUGUAUCGUGUGUUUCGCGAGAGUCAAGUCGCAUGCUGCGGUUCCGUGCGGGCACCUGUGUGCUUGCGGGCCAUGCUCUGAGCUGAUGCGAGAGUGCCCUUACUGCCGCGAGCCAGUGAUGAUGUGGAUGGUUCCGCGUCCGGUCUAG
Molecule: messenger RNA, 852 nt
Organism: Emiliania huxleyi CCMP1516
Lineage: Eukaryota; Haptophyta; Isochrysidales; Noelaerhabdaceae
Exons: 2
Coding region: 1-852 (283 amino acids)
Source: RefSeq, a predicted model, not a curated record